AUGAGUUCUGAUCUCUACAAGCUGACGGCUAGCGAAGUUUCCGCAAGAAUCAAGGCAGGGGAUAUUUCAGUUGAGGAAUAUGCAAAGUCACUUCUGGCGCGCAUAGAAGCGCGGGAUGAGGCUGUCCAAGCAUGGGCAUAUCUUGACCCAGAUUUCGUAAUUAAGCAGGCAAAAGCACUUGAUGCUGUCCCACAGUCUGAGCGAGGUUCAUUGCACGGCGUUGCCAUCGCAGUAAAAGAUGUUAUAUACACCAAGGACAUGCCCACACAGUUCAACUCCCCUAUAUAUACCAACGACGCCCCCAAAGUAGAUGCUGGAUCCAUAGCAAUUCUCCGCAAAGCCGGAGCCCUCAUUUUCGGAAAAUCCACAACCACAGAGUUCGCCGCCACAACAUUCGGCCCAAAAACACGCAAUCCACACGACCCAAGCCGCACCCCUGGCGGCUCCUCAUCUGGUUCAGGUGCUGCGGUGGGUGAUUUCCAAGCACCAAUUGGUCUAGGUACGCAAACGGGUGGAAGCACUAUCCGUCCUGGUUCGUACAACGGCAUCUAUGCGUUGAAACCGACCUGGAACUCGAUAACGCGUGAGGGGCAGAAGAUUUAUUCUUUGAUUCUGGAUACACUGGGGCUUUACGCAAGGAGUGUGGCUGAUCUGGAGAUGUUGGCUGAUACUUUCGCUAUCCAUGAUGAUGCAUCCCCACCCACGGACUUUACGCUCAAAGGGGCGAAAUUCGCUUUUCUGAAGACUAUGGUUUGGCCCGAAGUUGGACCUGGUACUACUGCGGCGCUUAAUAAAGCCGUAUCGUUACUGCAUGCGCAUGGUGCUGAGGUCGAGGAAAUUUCUUUCCCGGAAGAUUUGAAUGCGCUUCCUGCGUGGCAUGCAACUGUGCUCAACUCGGACGGUCGGACAGCGUUUCUGCCCGAGUACACGAUAGCCAAAGAUAAGAUUUCUGCGCAGCUCGUAGGCCAUGUCGAGAACAGCGGAAAAAUCUCGCGUAGAGCUCAAGUAGAAGCUUUCGACAAGAUUUCAGCAGCAAGGCCGGUGGUGGAUGAGAUGUUGGGCAAGUACGCUGCAGUGCUCACACCCAGUGUACCCGAUGAAGCUCCGUUGGGUAUUGAGAAGACUGGAAGCGCUUCUUUCUGCUUGAUUUGGACGGCAUUACACACACCGGUAGUUAAUGUUCCAGGCUUCAAGGGUGAGAAUGGUAUGCCGAUUGGUAUUUCUCUUGUUGCGCCCAGGUAUCAUGAUCGACGUUUGCUUGCUGUUAGUAAAAAGGUUGGUGAAGUCUUUGAGGCGGAAGGUGGUUGGAAGGCAUCUAUGUAG
Pyrenophora tritici-repentis Pt-1C-BFP is the source of this 1323-nucleotide messenger RNA. RefSeq names its product GatA, Asp-tRNAAsn-Glu-tRNAGln amidotransferase A subunit and related amidase. The record is from RefSeq and is a predicted model, not a curated record. Gene Ontology annotation, molecular function: catalytic activity. Lineage: Eukaryota; Fungi; Ascomycota; Dothideomycetes; Pleosporales; Pleosporaceae.